CUAGCAAUGAUGACGUAUCAAGCUCACACAAAGAGUUUGCUACCACAACUUCCCCCAUGCAACAAGGGUAGCUGCAUGGACGGCGGCAUGGGCGUAUAUUUCUACGCAUCGCUCUCUCUAUUGGCAUUCGGUGCUGGCGGCGUAAAGGGUGCUCUUCCGGCACUAGGCGCCGACCAAUUCGACAGAAGGGAUCCCAAACAAGAAAAGGGGCUGGCCAGCUACUUCAACUGGCUCUUGCUCAGCACAGUUAGCGGUGCCGCCAUCGGAGUUACCUUCAUCGUUUACGUUGCCACCAAUAAGAACAACCAAAACUGGUGGAAGGGCUUUCUCAUCUCUACUUUAGGAGCAUUCGUCGGCUACGUGUUUCUUGCAAUCGGAAAGCCCUUUUACCGCCUCGAGAUUCCCAGAGGGAGCCCUCUCGUCAGAAUCGCAGAGGUUAUAGUUGUUGCGAUGAAAAAUCGUCGUUUAUCGCACGUGGAGAGUCCGAGUGAGCUAUACGAGGUUAAAGAGAAAGAUUCAGAAUCGAUUGCAGCAAAUGUUGCUCAUACUAAACAAUUUAGGUGGCUAGACAAAGCGGCGAUCCUCCCCGAAAACACGGAGCCCGCCCGAUGGAAAGUGUGCACCGUAACACAAGUCGAAGAAACGAAAGUCCUAAUCCGAAUGCUCCCGAUAAUCGGCAGCACGAUAAUAAUGAAUACGUGCAUGGCUCAACUCCAAACAUUCUCGGUCCAACAAGGCUACCAAAUGAACCCUAAACUCGGCUCGUUCAAAGUUCCCGCCCCUUCGAUCCCCGUCAUCCCUCUCCUCUUCAUGGUCGUCUUGAUUCCUGUGUACGACAAACUCUUCGUACCCUUCGCACGUAAAUUUACGAAAAACCCAUCGGGGAUAACGCAGCUCCAGCGCGUGGGGGUGGGCCUCGUUCUCUCGGCUCUGUCGAUGUCGAUCGCCGCGGUUGUGGAGGUGAAGAGAAGGAAACAAUCUCUGAAGAAUCCCUUUCAGCCGAUUAGUUUGUUUUGGCUUUCGUUUCAGUACGGGAUUUUCGGGAUUGCGGAUAUGUUUACGCUCGUGGGGUUGCUUGAGUUUUUCUACAAGGAGGCGCCGGCUGGCAUGAAGUCGCUGUCGACUUCGUUUACGUGGAUUUCGCUCUCGUUUGGGUAUUUCUUGAGUAGUGCUUUGGUGGAUAUUAUAAACUCGGCGACUAGGGGCGGCGGUGGCGGGGGGAGAGGGUGGCUGGAGGCGGUGCAGCAGAAUUUGGACACCACUAAGUUGAAUUUGUUCUACUGGUUUCUGGCGGUUUUGAGUGUGCUUAAUUUUUUCCAUUAUUUGUUUUGGGCGGUGUGGUACAAGUAUAAGAACGACGGUGGUGGUGGUGAUGCGGCGGCGGCGGCGGCGGUGCCGGAACCUGCUGAGGUGGCGGAGGAAGAUGUUUCUAAGGCCGCGGCGGCGGCCACGAAUGGGAAGGAGUGA
Molecule: messenger RNA, 1467 nt
Organism: Erythranthe guttata (spotted monkey flower)
Lineage: Eukaryota; Viridiplantae; Streptophyta; Magnoliopsida; Lamiales; Phrymaceae
Product: protein NRT1/ PTR FAMILY 4.5
Biological process (GO): transmembrane transport
Cellular component (GO): membrane
Molecular function (GO): transmembrane transporter activity
Source: RefSeq, a predicted model, not a curated record